UUGUGGAGAUAAAAGGUCACGAAUUAAUUCUCCGCGAUAACCAAUUGUGUGACUAUCCCACUGCUUUGAUACCAUGUUUUUCUUUGCAGUCACAAUUCUAGUGCCAACUGUUAUUUUGGCCAAGGCGCCAGGUGGUCAUAACCAUGGCUAUGUGACGGACAACCCUUUACAUGUCAACAACGAGAUCCAGGAUCUGAACAUCCACUUCGGAACUCACUUCUGUCUCGACAUCUUGGUGGUUGACUGUCAUCAUCACCAAACACUUAACGACGAACAGAUCUGUGGUUCUGACGGUCACACAUAUGCCAAUCACUGCGAAUUUGCACACGCCAUGUGCAUGUUCUCUCAUCUGAUAAUAAAGAGCCAUGGACCUUGUAAUAGUGCAACCCGACCACCUACAACAAUGGCUUCUGGAUCAACCAUGCCAGCACUUACUACCAUGAAGCCAGUAGACACCACCAUGAAGCCAGUGGACACCACCAUGAUGCCAGUAGACACCACCAUGAUGCCACCAGACACCACCAUGAUGCCAGUAGAUACCACCACAGUGGAUAUGACUACAUCAGCAAUGUCCACCACCACAACACAGAGCCAGGAGACCGUGCUUUUCCAGCAAGUUUUCUGUAGAAACAAAGAUUUUAUUCACUGCCCAACAACCGUUACACCAACCUGUGCUUCAAACGGCAUGAUGUUCAACAGCGGAUGCGAAUUCUCCAAAGCAAAAUGUGACGAUAUUACACUUACUCAGGUUGAUGUUAGCAUGUGUUCAACUCCAGUUGUUGGAUAAGACAUAAUAAAUAUUUAUAUCAUAUCAACUUCUGUUUUGUU
Saccostrea cuccullata (small rock oyster) is the source of this 828-nucleotide messenger RNA. RefSeq lists its product as uncharacterized. Lineage: Eukaryota; Metazoa; Mollusca; Bivalvia; Ostreida; Ostreidae. Gene Ontology annotation, molecular function: protein binding. The transcript is spliced from 4 exons. Gene Ontology annotation, biological process: cell differentiation; multicellular organism development. Bases 74 to 787 code for a protein of 237 amino acids. The record is from RefSeq and is a predicted model, not a curated record.